Molecule: messenger RNA, 1792 nt
Organism: Strigops habroptila (Kakapo)
Lineage: Eukaryota; Metazoa; Chordata; Aves; Psittaciformes; Psittacidae
Gene: DPAGT1
Product: dolichyl-phosphate N-acetylglucosaminephosphotransferase 1
Exons: 9
Coding region: 62-1282 (406 amino acids)
Biological process (GO): dolichol-linked oligosaccharide biosynthetic process; protein N-linked glycosylation
Cellular component (GO): membrane
Molecular function (GO): UDP-N-acetylglucosamine-dolichyl-phosphate N-acetylglucosaminephosphotransferase activity
Source: RefSeq, a predicted model, not a curated record
GGUGGCGUUCCUUGCCCGGCCGCGGUCUGUGCCCUUGGCAGAGGCAGCGCCCGUCGUGGUCAUGGCGGCCUGGCCCGCUGUGCCGCUCCUCAUCAACCUCGGCGGGUCGCUACUGGGCUUCGCGGCCACACUGACGCUGAUCCCGGCCUUCAAGGACCGCUUCCUCGCCGCGCGGCUCUACGGCGAGGACCUCAACAAGGCCUCGCGGCGGCCAGUCCCCGAAGCACAGGGCGUGAUCAGCGGGGCCGUGUUCCUGAUCAUCCUCUUCUGCUUCAUCCCCGUGCCCUUCCUGAGGUGCUUCGUGGAGGAGCAGUGCGCGGCCUUUCCUCACGACGAGUUUGUGGAGCUCAUCGGUUCGCUCCUCGCUAUCUGUUGCAUGAUUUUCCUGGGCUUUGCAGAUGACGUUCUGAACCUGCGCUGGCGCCACAAGCUCCUGCUUCCUACCAUGGCUUCCCUCCCGCUGCUCAUGGUUUACUUCACCAACUUUGGGAACACGACCAUUGUGGUGCCUAAGCCCUUCCGUGUGCUGUUGGGCAUGCACUUGGACCUGGGUAUCCUCUACUAUGUGUACAUGGGCAUGCUAGCAGUGUUUUGCACCAAUGCCAUCAACAUUCUCGCUGGAAUUAAUGGAAUCGAAGCGGGGCAGUCACUGGUGAUAGCUGCUUCCAUUAUUGUGUUCAACAUCAUAGAGUUAAAUGGGGAUUACCGGGACGAUCACAUUUUUUCUCUCUACUUCAUGAUUCCCUUUUUUUUUACCACGCUGGGGCUGUUUUACCACAACUGGUACCCGUCUCAAGUAUUUGUUGGGGACACCUUCUGCUACUUUGCUGGCAUGACCUUUGCUGUGGUGGGGAUCUUGGGGCACUUCAGCAAAACAAUGCUGCUUUUUUUCAUCCCGCAAGUGCUCAACUUCCUCUACUCUUUGCCGCAACUUUUCCAUGUCAUUCCUUGUCCCCGUCACCGGCUGCCGAGGCUCAAUCCUAGCACAGGGAAGUUGGAGAUGAGCUACUUCAAAUUCAAAACUAGGAGCCUCUCUGCCUUGGGAACAAACAUUCUGAAGGCCGUCAAGAUCUUGCGUAUAGUAGACGUGAGAAGUGGAACAGAUGAAGAUGGCGAAUACACUGAGUGCAAUAAUAUGACCCUAAUUAACUUUGUUAUAAAGCUGAUUGGACCCAUCCAUGAGCAAAAUCUCACUCUCCUGUUGCUGCUCAUUCAGGUCCUGGGCAGCACGAUUGCAUUCUCAAUCCGGUACCAACUAGUGCGCUUGUUUUAUGACGUCUGACUGGGCUGCCGAGAACAGGGGAAAGACUUGUACGUGCCAGUCAGUUUUCUCCAAUUGCUGACCAAAUGAUGCAACUCGUCUUACUCUGGCCCUCCAAGAACCUCAGGAUGCUUACCAACGUGCAACUACUCUGCAGGAGCCACUUUUGAACCGUAACAGUCUGUCUUUUUUUUUUUUGUGCCCAGAAGGCUUUUGUCAGAUUCUACCAACAAGAAAAGAUUCCCUGUUACUUGGAUAUCAUUGUUACUGGGAAUGCCUUUAGGGAAGAAGUAAAUGACCCAAACGUGGGAAAGAUGAAAUCUCUAUACAUAUAACAAGCACGUUAGGGUUCCCGUACAGAGAAAACGAAAGCUUCAAUUUCUAUGAGACUGUGUACAGCAGAACAAGUAAGCCAGAAUCCUCUCCUGGCUUCGCCAAUCCUGUCUUUGGUCUAUGGACAUAGAGUGAGAUGUUAUAAUCUAUGCCCAGAGCUCAGAGCACUUCAGGAAUAAAACAACUCAUGGUACCCUU